This is a messenger RNA of Arachis ipaensis, 2047 nucleotides long. NCBI's taxonomy places the organism in Eukaryota, Viridiplantae, Streptophyta, Magnoliopsida, Fabales, Fabaceae. The record is from RefSeq and is a predicted model, not a curated record.
UAACACCUAAUACCUCUAACAUCACCAGCUGCCACCCCGUUCUUUUUGCACACACCCACACACGCAGAAGAGAAAAAGGAGGGAGGAGCUUGCUACCUCGCCACCGCCGUCGUGUCCUAUCACCGCUGCCACCACCGAGCCGCCGAAUUGAGCUGAGGAAGAGAGAGACUGAAGUUGGGCUGGGGGUGAGGGAGAGAGUGACACACGCGAGGGAGAGGAGGCGCCGCUGUUGCUGCCUCACCGUCAUUGUCAACAUCGCCAGAAGAAAAAGACACGCGAGGGAGGAAGGCCGAGAGAGAGAGUGUGUCGUCGAGCAAGAUGCACGAGGAGAGAGAGAGAGAGAGUCGCGGAGGGGGAUGGAGCUCGUCGUUGCCAUGCCUCCAUCGCCGCCGAUUCAUCACUGCUAUUGUUGGUUUGUCGUCACUGGGAAAGGAGAGAGCAAGUGAGAGUGACACCAGAGAAGGGAAGAACAGACCAGGGAAGGAGAAGAAGGGGUUUCCGCCGCCGUUGGAGCUCGCCGUCGAGCUGCGGGGACCUCACUACCAUACCUCUAGCCGCCAAAACCAUUGCUUGAGCCGCUGCUGUUUGGUUAGUCGUUCCUCCUUAGUUACAUUGUUACAGUUGCUGCAAAAGCGGAGUGGAGUUGAGGUUACGGCUGCUGCUAUUGCGGGCCAGGAGAAAGAGGGGUUUUGACGUCUUUUAUAGCUUUUGGAUUUUGACUACUCGAGGUAAGAGCUUUUUCUUAAACUCAUUUUACUUUCAAGAAUUGUUAUAUAUUGAUAUCGGUGCAAAAAAUAUAUCUCUGUAUUUUUGUGAGUCUUAUGAAUUGAACUGAACUAUUUUGGAUAAAUGUAAAAAUUUUACCUAAUUGAUUUAUUGAUUGAUUGAGAAGGCUGAUUAUUCUAAUUUGUUGAGUUGGUUGUUGUUGAACCGGUUGUAUGAUAAUAAUGUGUUAGUUCUGGAACUAAAAUAUGGUGAGUAAUUGAUGAAUUGAGUUGGGUUUAUGCUUGGUUUGGAAUUAUUAUAAUGAUGGUUGGAUUGUGGCUGUUUUCUGAUAUUUAAGACUGAGUAAUUGCUAUAAAUUUUGGUUAUAUUGAUAACAUUAUUUUGGUUACUAAAUUGAAUAAAUUGAGAACCUUGUUGUUUUGAUCGUUGUUUAGAAAAGGGUUAGUGAUUUGUUGUGGUUGAUGGAACCCUUGAUGAGUAGUAAAGUCCAAGUUUUAGGAGAGGUGCUACUGAAAUUUUUAUAAAAAUUAAAUACUUCGUUUGAAGUGUUAUUUGAAAAUUUUGGAUUGAAGAAUUAUUUUAUUUGAAUUUGAUUUGACGCAACGGAAUAUUUUAAACUUAGAAAUGAAAUUGAAAUCGGUUUUAAGAACAUGUUUUAAAUAAAAUGUGAUUUUUAUGGUUAUGUUAAGUUGAUAUUUUUAAGAAUUAUGGGAAUACUUUAAAGUUGAACUUAAGAAUGAAGUUAAAAGUGAUUUUGGGUACUUGAUUAAAAUUGAAAGUGAUUUGAGAAUUAUGCUUUUGGAGUAUUUCAAAUGGAAUUGAAGAAAUGGAUUAUUGAAUUUAAUUUGGGACUUCUAAUUUGGUGAAAAUGAGUUUUAUAAAAGAAAGAUGGAUUUAACAUGCUAAAGAAAUUUGAUAUUUGAAACACCUGAGUAGGAAGCAAGGGUUGUGACUUAGUCCUACUUGCUCCGGGUUAAGAUUUUAAAGGAUUGUGGAUUCUGAUUCUGAUUAGAAACAUCAUUGAAAUUUGAUUUGUGUUUGAGCAAGGACGAUGGUUGUAUCCCUCUUGUGUGUUUGUGAAUGUGGUACUGCCUUCAGGAAAAGGUGGUAGGGUACUAAUCCUACGAAAUAUUACCCCCUGAUAAUACCUCUAGAAGAAGGUGGUAGGGCACUCUCUCACGAAAUUAUUCCUCUUUGGAAUGUGUUUGCAGCACGGAUGUGGGGAAGGUGGGAGGACACUUUUUCUCGGAAUAUUUCUCCCACGUCUCUCUCUGGUUUUAGGUGGUAGGACACUAUCCCACAGAAUUUUACGGUAUUCAAG